Molecule: messenger RNA, 981 nt
Organism: Ornithodoros turicata
Lineage: Eukaryota; Metazoa; Arthropoda; Arachnida; Ixodida; Argasidae
Exons: 13
Coding region: 57-899 (280 amino acids)
Source: RefSeq, a predicted model, not a curated record
CCGUGUACUUCGGUAGUUUUGUUUCUCUGUUGUCGGCAUGCUAUUUGUAAUUCACAAUGGUGAUAUGUUGCUAUUUGGGAUGCGCGAAUCGCUCGACAUUCGCCUGCAAAGAAUCUGGUAUAACAUACCACUGUUUUCCUCGCGAUUCCUCUCUGCGGCUGGCAUGGGCACAUGCAAUUGGACGUCCAAGCUGGGUCCCAACAAAGAAUAGUGUUGUCUGCUCGAAGCAUUUCAGGAAUGACGAUUUUGACAGGACAUCACCGGCACGAGUCCGCCUACGACAAGGCGCUGUUCCCGUUGCACACUCUUCGGUACACGCUCUACAGCACCUGCAGGUGUUACAAGCCAGCAGACGAGAACCAAGUGAUAGCACAUCAGGUCCCUCUUUUGAACAGGAAGGCAGGUUGGGCCCACACUGCUCUGCGCAAGCUCAGCAGGGGUCCAGUACGGUGAGCCCACACUCUUUGAUCCAUGAUCAGCAGUAUCUACAAGAAACAGAAGUGCCACAUACUGUGUCUGAGCCUGGACCAGAGCUAUGUGACGUGCACGAAGCUAUGGAUGUAUUCGCCUCGUCAACUAUGGGCACAUCAGGUGGUCACUUGGAUACUGCGCUGAGUGGUGACAGCACUGGAUUUGACUGCGAGAAUCUUUCAGCUUUUGAUGACUGGAAUGAGGCAACAUCACCGAGUCUCUUGGAAAGCAGUACCAGUGCUGAAACUCCAAAAUCGUUGAAAUACCCAUCUCUGAUCACUAGUUCCUCCAGCAUUACCUUUUCUACCCCAAGCACCAGCAGAUAUACGCCAUCCCACAGUGGUGGACUUCCUGUGAUUUGCAUGCCUGAUUUUGUGCCACCUGUUCUGGCAACUACGACUCAAAGGUGCAGCACUCCUGUACUCUGAACCAUCAUCUGAGGAUACACCUGUAAAGGCUUUCCUCAAAAAGGAAGUAAAAAGAGUAGGAAACCUUCACACUGUCAGCAAG